Messenger RNA from Cheilinus undulatus (humphead wrasse), 3124 nucleotides. RefSeq lists its product as uncharacterized. Gene Ontology annotation, molecular function: zinc ion binding. The transcript has 8 exons. The record is from RefSeq and is a predicted model, not a curated record. NCBI's taxonomy places the organism in Eukaryota, Metazoa, Chordata, Actinopteri, Labriformes, Labridae. Bases 498 to 2030 code for a protein of 510 amino acids.
UCAACCUGCUCCAGUAUCAGUUAGCCGUCCGUUUGUCCGUCGCACAGGUGUGUGUCAACUCCCCCUUUUGUGUCAAAUACCGAAACCUCCAGACGAAAAACUAAACAGGUAGUGACUGGGAUAUUGCCCCUGGACAAUUUUUUGGCAUUGUAAAGGAAAAGAAAAGGCUGAGCUAACGGUCCUAGCGUCAACAUGUUAGCCGCUGUAGCAGACAGGUGCAUUUGAGACGUUAACGGUUGGCCUCGUCUCAUGGGAUAUAAACUGUAUUUACAGCUUCGGAAAUCAGGGUUCAUCUUCACACGAAGGUACCUGGAAUAAAAAGUGUCAGAAGUCUGCUGUCUACAAAGAGACGAGUUCUACACCAGGAAGACUGCAGUCUCCUCUCCCUCUCCGGUUUUUACCUGCCUACAUCUUCCCCUUGUCUAUUCUCACUUUUCACCCUUCUGUCCGCCUUUGUCCAUCCUCAUCCUCUGUGGGCUCAUAGCCUGGAUACUGACAUGGCUUCGGCUCAGUCAGAUCAGUCCAGGGUCUUGCAGGAGGAGCUCACCUGCCCGGUCUGCCUGGACUUGUACCGUGACCCUUAUCUGCUUCCAUGUGGCCACAAUUUCUGUAAGACCUGCCUGGACCGUUUAAAGCGACAGUCAGAGCGGGGUCGCCUCCGCUGCCCAGAGUGCCGCGACAGCCACAGGAGUGGCAUCAACUUUCAGAAAAAUUUCAAACUAGCCAACAUUGCUGAUGAUUACCGCCACCGGCGCAGAACUACCACUGCAGCCGCCGCAGCGUUGAAAUCCAAAGAACUGCUCUUGUCUUCUGUGGCGGCGCAGCAAGCCAGAAGUAUUUCUUCUGUUCCCUGUGACUACUGCCCCUCAGUGGCUGCUGAGGCCCCAGGCCCCAGCACUGCUGGAGACGGGCCCUCUGAUGCUUCUGUUUCUCAGGAAGCGGGUGAUAACCUGGAAGUAGCUGCUUCAACGUCUACGUAUGCAGUCAAGACCUGCCUGAAGUGUGAGGUGUCCAUGUGUCAGGAGCAUGUGAAGCCACAUCUGGAACUGCCGGCGUUCAGAGAGCAUCCGCUGACUGAACCGAUGAGCGACUUCUGGAAGAGGAAGUGCCCCGAUCAUGAUGAGAUAUACAGGUAUUACUGCAUGGACGACAAGGUCUGUGUGUGCAACGCCUGCACCAUUGAAGGAGGUCACCUAGGACACACCAUCAAGACUCUGAAGAACACCAUGAAAGAUCUGAAGGGCACACUGGAUAAGCAGCUGUAUAGAGUGGAGAGGAAGUACAGCAUGGCUGAGAGAAAGCUGCAGGAGCAGAAGGAGAAGGAGAGGCAGAAUAAGAAGUUCCUUGACGACUCAGAGCAGGGUCUGAAUCGACUCGGAGACCAGCUGAAGGCCAAAGUCGUCGGCUUCGUCUCCCGGCUGCGGGAAUGCACUCGCACUCACUGCGACACCAACGGGCCAGCCAUUCAGAAAAACAUAACGAGAAUCUGCCAAGACCAGGCCCGUCUGCAGGAGGUUCGCUGUGGCAUCGAGAGCCUCAUGCAGGAGAACGACCCUUUCCGCUUCAUCGAGGCUUACAAGACAACAGGAAAACAGUGUCGUCGGCAGCUGAGAAAAAACAUGUUCUACCCAGAGUACGUUGACAUGGAGACUGAGGUUCUUGGUGUGAUGAUGGAAGAAGAAAUGAGGAAAUUUCUCGGUGAAGAGCUCCCGUGUCACAUCGUAGCCGCCAUCAGCACCCUGUGUCAACUUUCAGAUCUUGAAGAGGAGGAGGUGGAGCAGGAGGAAAACGAGGAGGAGGCCGUGGAGGAGGACGAUGACGAUGAUGAUGAUGACCUGGAUGACAGCAGCGUGGAGGAGAUGAGAAGCGAGGGGGAGGAAGAAGACGAGGAGGACGACGAAGAUGAAGUUCAGGACCAGAGCGAGCUGGCCGAUGAUCUUUACAGUCCGGGGGAGGAGGAGGAGGAAGAAGGGGAGGAAGACGACGAUGAGGAUGAAGACGAGGAGGACGAAGAGGAGCGAGGGGUUUGAUGGAGGACUGAACAUUUGUUUCUAAAACUAUUAAAGCACUUUGGACCUGAUCUGCGUGACAGAUGUUACUGAUGUUGCACCAUCUCCUCUUUGAAUGUCUCUGUGCAGUUACAGACUCGAGCAGCUAACACGUUUUGCCUCAAACCGUUGAGAAAAGUCAGACUGGACGAUGACGUAAACUCAGCUGGACUUUAAACUAACAUGCACUGAGAAUCUGCCUAUGUGAAUCUAAUGCUUAACCCUUGUCACAUACUGCUAAACCUCAUUAAGGUGCUUUAUAUUUGAAGACCUUGCUGUACAGUCAUGAAUGUGAAUGUAAAACGACAGAAUGUGGCUGGAAGGACUCAAAUACUUCAAACUCAAUUUGGCAAAACCUCUGCAUGUCUGUGAGGACAGAUUUUCUACCACUUUGCUAAAUAUUUUACAUCUUUUAUCUGAGGAAUUUCCCUAAGUAAUAUUUACAAAUUUGAGCUGAUUUUUUGAGGAAAUUUGCCUGAUUUUUGAUACAACAGGUGCUACGCAGAGAGAAGCUUCUAAUCUUAUCCUCAAAAUAUUCAACAACAUAUUUAAAAUCCUUGAGUUCCCUGGUUAUCACCACCAUAGUGAACCUUUUGAUAGGAUUAAUAUGUUAUAAACUGGCCAAUAUGAAAGAGAGCCAACUCACAUAGUUACAAUUUCAGUGAAUGAGCCUGUUUAUAGACUUUUUUAAUGCUAGAGUUCAACAUCGCAAGCCAAAGAGUAAGGAUGUGUGCGUGCAUGGAUGAUUUAAACAAUAGUUUGCUUGGCAUGAUGCUAGAAAAACAAAUGCAAUGCAUCUGAACCAUCGUGACAGACUACCUUUGCUUUUCAUAGUUGCGCUUUAAAAGUAGCUAAUACAUUAUUUAAAAGAAAUGUUAAAUAUUCCUAUGCACACUUCAUACAUUAUUCUUAAAUAUCAGUUUCAGGUGAUGGGACAUUUUGCACUUUACUAGAAAAAGAAAACAUGCUAUGUUAGAACUGAUAUAUUUGAAUGUUAAAGGGUGAUUAUUUUGAUACAAGUGAUUUUGAGAGGGGCCAAACUGGAAAAAACUGAUAAAAAUGAUAAAUAAAUGAUA